AUGCCAGAUGUCUGCUCUCAUUACUCGAUAGGAUCAUCGACGCUGAACAGGGAGCGGAUAUUUUCAGCAGGACGCAUACGCUCGCUGAGCUUGAGCCGGUUUUAUGGUGAAGAUUUGGAAGAGAUUCGCGAGAUGGGCGCUCGGCAUUUCUCCUUGAAACAAGAAUACGGUCUUAGCACUGCCGAACUGGACAGAUUCCAGGAGAUAUUUGUUGAAGUGAUAUUGAAGCAGGAUGGAGUUCGACAGAGUAAAGAAGCCAGUCGCGCCUGGCGAAUCCUGAUCUGUGCUUUUGUGGACCUGUUCCGGGACGGUUUCGAGACACAGUUGCGUCAGUUCAGACGAAAACAGUCAUUUAAUGCGCACACACAAUACUUUGAGGAUAUCGAAAGGCAAGUUAUUGAUCAGUAUCUAUCAAAUCUUUCUAAACGUCUGCCAGGAAUCUUACCUUGCUCAUAA
Cooperia oncophora is the source of this 456-nucleotide messenger RNA. NCBI's taxonomy places the organism in Eukaryota, Metazoa, Nematoda, Chromadorea, Rhabditida, Trichostrongylidae. The record is from the annotation of a GenBank genome assembly.